UCCAAGCGUCGAAUUUCAUUCUCCUUUUGUAGUAUUUUGUAGUAUUUGUAGUUCGAUACGAUUUAACCCAGAAGCAUGGAGGAUCCUGCGUCCAGUCCCAGCAAGUUCCAAAUGAGCAAAUAUCGAUUCAACAAAUGGGAUGAUGAGUUCUCCUCCUUUUGCAUCAAGAAGGCCAAGCUGGACAUCCGCAAUUGGUCCACUGAAGCCGUCUCCUACAAGGUAGAGAAUGCGCUCGUUGAGGACGAUGAUUUCGAUGGAUCGUUAAUGUCGCAAGAAUCAAGCUUUAGCCAGGAGCAGCUAAUGGAUGGUGUGCGGCCGCUCGCGAGCGGAACGAUCCUUAACGAUAGUGCUCUGGCUGGCCAGAGCUCGUCAAUGAGCAGAUUGCUAAACGAACCGAUCGGCGGAUCAAUGCCGGAUUUCGUAGCCGAGCAAGAAAUUGAACUGAAUCAAAAUGCGUGGCUCAACGAACGAAGCCGCCAGAAACCAGUGAUUCAGCCAAAGGCUACGGAUUCACCUGCCGUAAAGCCACCCUCUCUGAAGCCACUGUCGAAACUGUUGGCCACCGCGUCCACCAUGGUUCCGAGGCGCAAUCCUCGGAAAUCAAUGUACCCCAAUUCAUUUGGCGGCUCCUCUCAGGGAACUUCUUCACAGGGCACUGCUGCAAAGGUGGUACUACCCAAUCUAGGAACGUUGCUCACUCUAAAAUCAAAAGAAUUGGAUUGCUUGAAUCCUAAACUGGAGGACAACCUGUUACCCGUAAAACGUGAACCGAUCAAUCAGCUUGAUCAGCGAUGGUUGAAUCGUCAAUCCUCGGGCAGCGGCAAUGCAGGAGAAGACACCGUAAAACCAUCUGCAGUUGGUGCCAACCUCGGACGUUCGACUAGCAGCACCUCCAGCACUGGCCCCAGAUCGUAUGGACGGCGGAACGUUAAUGUAGCAGCAUUAGCAUCCACUGGUAGCUUCGGUCUGUCUUCAGUGAGUCUGCUGGAUCGUCCAGAACCAACGCCUUCAGCGGCCAACAGCAACAGCACGAUCACGGAUGGUUUGAUGGCUCAAACAACGGCAUACGAUCGACCGGCCGCCGUUCAAUCCGAUUCCGAUGACGGUGGGGAGGAGAAUUCGGAUGAUACAUCUCCAGCAAUGUUGAACGUGGCCAAGAAAAGGAAAGUGUUGGCCGAAAAGGACAUGAUCGAAAUCACAUGCCUAAAAUUGAAUGCGAUGCUUUCCUUGAAGCGCAUAAAGGCCGGCCAGAAACAAUGUGUUCUUUUCAAUAACACAUGGGACACCCGUAUCAAUUUUAUGCGUCAGGCAGGCUGUCCCCAUCGCGAUUGGCGAAGAGGAAUUAGAUACAAUGGCAAAACGCUGCGUUAUUGGAUGAAUCGUGGUGUUAUCACGCUUCCAGCAAAAACAGGUACGACACGACGAUCAGAAGUAGAAAAGCUCACCGCGGAGCUCGCGGAGACAAAGAAGCAGCUGCAUGAGAUGAAAUUGAAGCUAUUAAAAAUGGAGACCCUUCAAAUGAGCCAAAACCAGAAAAACUGGGGCUGGGCAAACAAGUGUAGCAUUUGCGGUGGAUCGCCGUUAGCCAGAUGCUCAAGGUGUAAGCAGGCAUGGUAUUGCGGGACAGAGUGCCAAAAAAUAGAUUGGCCCUGCCACAAAUUCCUCUGUUUCUUACCAUAACACCAG
Molecule: messenger RNA, 1686 nt
Organism: Anopheles aquasalis
Lineage: Eukaryota; Metazoa; Arthropoda; Insecta; Diptera; Culicidae
Molecular function (GO): DNA binding
Source: RefSeq, a predicted model, not a curated record